UCUACAGGGGUGUCACGUGAUCGACAUCACUUUUUCUCCAAGGCAGCGAUUGCGCUAGUGGGCAAGCUCCUGGUCCUUGAUUCCCGAUCGAAAAACCUCAUAUCAUUCACCAUCACCACUCCGACAACGUCAAUUGAGCAUCCGCAAUCCAUCGGACAAAAUGCUCGUCCAACUUAGAGCCUCGACUGCUCGAUCGGCCGCAUCGGCCAUCUCCCGCGUGGCGAGGGUAAACGCCGUCAGAGGCUUCAUUGCACCCACUGUGUCGCGACGAGCCGACUUCGUCCAAGAGCUCUACCUCAAGGAACUGAAAGCCUACAAGCCCAACCCGAUCAAGGACUCGGACAGCGUGGGCCAAGUGCAGACCUUCACCGCCCCCAAGACCCCCAAGUCUCCCGAGGAGACCGAUCUCGCCAAUAGCCUGAAGGAGUACGAGAGCAUGGCCGUCGAGGUUGAGGGACAGGACGCCGCCACUUCGUCUUCCACCCCCGCUGUCGUUGAGGACUGGCUUGUUGAAGAGGAAGAAGAGGAGGGUGCCCACCACUGAACGAGCGAAUAUCGAGCAAGCGGGUUUAGGAAGCCUUGGACUCGGAAGGUCCUUUUUUGGUUCAAUGGUUAAGGUCACUUUUCCGUGACGGGGAAGCAAAACAACAUCACACUGCUACGAUGUGUGACUGAGAUGGGCGAAUAUGAGAGGAGUAAUCCCGUGUAUAUGUACUCUAGGAUCGCUGUCGCUGAAUCAACAAGAUCCUGGUUCCGGUCAUUCAAUAGCUCGUACACCAGUGUCACCAAUGCAUCAAUCUUCGAGACGUCAUAUCAUAUCACCCCGAUUGAGAAGUAUAAGCAUAGCUCGAAGUAUAGCUACGUCGUAACACAGAACGUGGGAUCCCAGUUAUACAUAGUAGUCCGUUUCAAGACACCAGUGAAAAACUCUGAAUAUUCCGCAGAGCUUGGGGACGCGAGAUGAACAACGAGGACCUCAUCCCCGCUUCAAGGUCCU
Pseudomassariella vexata is the source of this 997-nucleotide messenger RNA. RefSeq names its product ATP synthase complex subunit H. Gene Ontology annotation, biological process: proton motive force-driven ATP synthesis. Lineage: Eukaryota; Fungi; Ascomycota; Sordariomycetes; Amphisphaeriales; Pseudomassariaceae. The transcript has 3 exons. Bases 161 to 544 code for a protein of 127 amino acids. The record is from RefSeq and is a predicted model, not a curated record.